UGCGGUUUCAUUGGAGCCUGUGGUGGGACGAAUGGAGCUGAGUGAGCAAAGCAAAAACACCAUGUCCUCGGAGCUGGGGCCCGGGGCCACAGGCGGGGAGUUAUGCUUGUCAGUGGUGCCCGAAUUAUUGAGAGCGUUAUGGGAGGAGCCGGACAAACCGCGGAGGGGCCCUGUAGGUCGCGUGAAAACUCACCGACAGCACCGUCUCCGCCCCAGCCCAUUGGGUAAAGAGAUUUACGCUCUGCGGAAGUUACGGGAAGCAGCUAAUGGCAAUGAUUUGGAUACAGUCCAACGUUUGCUUGAUGAGGGUGCAGAUCCCUGCGCAGCGGAUGAUAAAGGCCGAACAGCACUUCAUUUUGCAUCUUGCAAUGGGAACGACCAGAUUGUAAGAUUGCUCCUGGACCAUGGAGCUGACCCAAACCAAAGAGACGGACUGGGAAACACACCAUUGCAUUUAGCUGCUUGUACCAGCCAUGUACCAGUAAUCACAACUCUUCUCCGUGGAGGAGCCAGAGUGGAUGCUUUAGACCGAGCAGGGCGGACCCCAUUACAUCUCGCUAAAUCAAAGCUGAAUAUACUACAGGAUGGGAAGUCACAAAGUUUAGAAUCUCUGAGACUGGAAGUUAAGCAGAUAAUUCAAAUGUUGCGGGAAUACUUGGAGAAGCUGGGGCAGCAGGAACAGACGGAGCAGCUGGACCAGAUCUGCUCUAGGCUGCAGAGGACUAGCACCAAGGAGCAGGUAGACGAAGUGACAGAGCUUCUGGCCAACUUUACGUCACUCGGCCUCCAGAUACAGAACAUGGAAAGCAGGUAGUAGCCAGUGGUGCUUGACGGCAAUCGGUCAGAAGUCUCCUCACUUUGUGGCACAAGGAAGCACAACCAAGAAUGAUUUAGAUGUGAGAUUUCACGAUGUCCGUCCCUCAACGACAAAGCAUAUGCUGACUUAUCAUUAUGAUGAACGCCGGGAUACAUUUAUAAUGACGAUAUCAAUAUUUAUUCGAUAAAUAUAAGCUGGCAUUUGUGGAACUGUGUUCGAUGGGCCAACCCUGUGCAUCCUAACUGAUGUUAAACAUCCAGGAACAGUUCUGGAGUUUAUUUGAAUCUACAAUGGCUGCCCCAGCCAGCUGACAACACCUUGCAUCCAUAGAAAGUCUUGAGAGACUAACUCCUCAUUUUCCACUUAUGUCUACACAGGAGUAUUAUUGUUGUUGUGAGAAAAUAAUGUGAUACAUGUUACUAUGACAAUCUGUUUUACCUAUUCCCUUGUUUGAGGUGCUACCCAUUUUUAUGUGUGUGACUUUUAUUGUCCUGUGCUUAUGGAGAGGAAGAUGUACAUUGCUGUUUUGUUACUGGUAAUCCCUCACCAAAUGUGUAAAGCCGUUACCAGUGAAUUAUUGCACGUUUUAAUCCAUACAAACAGUCCUGAAUGAUGUUGUGUCUCAACCUGGGUAUGUCUGUGUUAAUGCAUGGCUCCCUUUUUAAUUGCAUCGUAUCCUCCAUUCACUUAUUCUGUAAAGUGACGAUGUGUCUGUCUGUUUUUUCUGCAUGUGAUUUUGAAAGUUCAGCGUGUACCGUCUUGCCUAUUAUUCACAAAAUCCAAAAAUAAGAUACGAAAUAAUAUAUUAUAAAAACGACUAAAAUGUCUGAAGCUUAUAUAUGUUUGAAGAUGGAGUAUGUUAUAAAUAUUGUUUAAAGACAGACUUAAUGCUGCAGAGGGAUCUCCAGCUAUAAAAGUGUAUUAUUAUACAGGGUAUCGUUCAUGUUUUCAUUUUUGUUUUACUUUCCCCACUGUGUAUCCUCCUGGCUGUUAUUUGGAAACAGAUUAUUUUAUUUUAUUAAAGCUUGUGUGUUGUUUAUGUA
Spea bombifrons (plains spadefoot toad) is the source of this 1860-nucleotide messenger RNA. It is a transcript of the gene ANKRD54, whose product is annotated as ankyrin repeat domain 54. NCBI's taxonomy places the organism in Eukaryota, Metazoa, Chordata, Amphibia, Anura, Pelobatidae. Gene Ontology annotation, molecular function: protein binding. The coding region runs from base 32 to 814 and encodes 260 amino acids. The transcript has 8 exons. The record is from RefSeq and is a predicted model, not a curated record.